Messenger RNA from Lethenteron reissneri (Far Eastern brook lamprey), 1296 nucleotides. RefSeq lists its product as uncharacterized. Gene Ontology annotation, cellular component: endoplasmic reticulum. Gene Ontology annotation, molecular function: procollagen-proline 3-dioxygenase activity. The record is from RefSeq and is a predicted model, not a curated record. NCBI's taxonomy places the organism in Eukaryota, Metazoa, Chordata, Hyperoartia, Petromyzontiformes, Petromyzontidae. Gene Ontology annotation, biological process: collagen metabolic process.
AUGGGGCUUUGUGCCAUUCUCUACCUGAACGACGACUUUGAAGGAGGAGACUUCAUCUUCACCGCACUCGACGCGGAGACCGUCACGGCGGCGGUGAGUCCGCGUUGUGGCCGCCUGGUGGCGUUCUCCGCGGGCAGCGAGAACCCGCACGGGGUCCGCGCCGUGACCCGCGGGCGCCGCUGCGCACUCGCGCUGUGGUUCACCUUCGACGUGGCCAGCCGGAGAUGUUCUCCGAGGAGGACGCCCUGCAGCAAAUCCGCACGGAGGGGGAGCAGCAGAGGGACGAGCUCUGAGCAGAGCUCACGACACCCUGCACCUCGCACACGACACCCUGCAGCUCACUCACGACACCCUGCACCUCGCACACGACACCCUGCACCUCACUCACGACACCCUGCACCUCACACACGACACCCUGCACCUCGCACACGACACCCUGCACCUCACUCACGACACCCUGCACCUCACACACGACACCCUGCACCUCGCACACGACACCCUGCACCUCACUCACGACACCCUGCACCUCACUCACGACACCCUGCACCUCACACACGACACCCUGCACCUCACUCACGACACCCUGCACCUCACACACGACACCCUGCACCUCACACACGACACCCUGCACCUCACUCACGACACCCUGCACCUCACACACGGCGCCCUGCACCUCACACACGACACCCUGCACCUCACACACGACACCCUGCACCUCACACACGACACCCUGCACCUCACUCACGACACCCUGCACCUCACUCACGACACCCUGCACCUCACACACGACACCCUGCACCUCACACACGACACCCUGCACCUCACACACGACACCCUGCACCUCACACACGACACCCUGCACCUCACUCACGACACCCUGCACCUCACACACGGCGCCCUGCACCUCACACACGGCGCCCUGCACCUCACACACGACACCCUGCACCUCACACACGACACCCUGCACCUCACACACGACACCCUGCACCUCACUCACGACACCCUGCACCUCACUCACGACACCCUGCACCUCACACACGACACCCUGCACCUCACACACGACACCCUGCACCUCACUCACGACACCCCGCACCUCACACACGGCGCCCUGCACCUCACUCACGACACCCUGCACCUCAAUCACGACACCCUGCACCUCACUCACGACACCCUGCACCUCACACACGGCGCCCUGCACCUCACACACGGCGCCCUGCACGAGACGCCCUGCCGAAAGAAACCACCUUUUGUAAAAAAUACAGAAUCACAGAAUAAACCGCGCGAUGGCAUCGCGCC